Messenger RNA from Radiomyces spectabilis, 879 nucleotides. RefSeq lists its product as uncharacterized. NCBI's taxonomy places the organism in Eukaryota, Fungi, Mucoromycota, Mucoromycetes, Mucorales, Radiomycetaceae. The coding region runs from base 1 to 879 and encodes 292 amino acids. The transcript is spliced from 3 exons. The record is from RefSeq and is a predicted model, not a curated record.
AUGCAAGCCUCCAAUGCCAAGAUCAACCUUGAUAAAACACAUGUCAUCUCGCUUUCAGGUCAGCCGUCGACACAUUGGUGUACGACUCUCGCCACCUACGGUAUCCAUUUGUGGUACGACCGUUCACGCGACAGUCCUCUAAUCUACCUUGGCUACCCAUUCUCAUCCACGCCCCGUCAACGCGACCACUUCUUCACCGCCAUCCUUCAAAAACACUGGAGCAAUGCCCAAGACCCUUAUUGGUGUUUGUUAUACCCUCGCCUGCGUCCCCGGUUUUUCACUACUCCUAUUUCCAUUGUUGGUAACCUAUGCGCUACCAUGGAUCUUUUUCAAGACAACCUCAUUCAGGCUACCAUCGAUCCCAAGAUCAUCUUACAACUACCCCUGUUGGAUACCAUUCUCAAACCCCCACAACCACACACUGCUCCCGUGGUGUCUGUGAUUGCUGCAGCCUCUCGGCAAUGCAUUCUGGUGUCUGAUGUGCUAAGUUUUGAUCCACCUAAUAACUGCCUUCGUCGAAAACAUCGCAACGAGCUUCCUCGGCGUCGACGCGCCAUCGCCCAACUCGUGAAGCUAUUGGACUCUUGGCAGAUCCUAUUUCGGCCUUUCGUGAUCAGUGCCUGCGCUCCCGCCCCAAUCACCUCAGACGAACUCCUUGCCGCCUCGACGACAAUUGAUGCCCAAUGCUUGUUCCCAUGGUGGUCCUUUGGCCCUCUCGACCUCAUGCUCGCUCGCCCUAGAACGCUUAGACGGCAGAUUCUGGCUGCCAAUCAUCCCCAUGAGACCCCCGCCCCCACCUUGACGCUAUGGGCCCGCUUCUGGUCUAUUUCUUUAACCUCAGUCACCCGCAACUUAUGUCAACGAAACGCAGAUCCUUAA